Camelina sativa (false flax) is the source of this 2607-nucleotide messenger RNA. The record is from RefSeq and is a predicted model, not a curated record. NCBI's taxonomy places the organism in Eukaryota, Viridiplantae, Streptophyta, Magnoliopsida, Brassicales, Brassicaceae.
AUGGAGAAACCACAAACUUUUGUUGCGAUACCGAAAGUUCUGAAACUGGAUCCAGAGCAUUAUGGGCAUUGGAAUGUAUCGGUCAAACAGGCUAUUCAAGGUAUUGACAUGGAGGCCUGGUUUGCUGUUGAAGAUGGCUGGACCGAACCAAUGGUCAAAAAUGAUAAGGGUGAAUCGAUGGCCAAACCUUGGAAGCAGUGGGCUGCUGAAGAAAAGGCUGAGGCUAAACACAAUUCUCAGGCCUUAUCGGUGAUCUUCAACUCCCUGCCGCUGGAUCAGUUCAAUAGUGUCCAGGGGUGUGUAGCAGCGAAAGAAGUUUUGGAUAUCCUCCAAGUUACCUUUGAAGGGACUAGCAAUGUAAAAAGGACAUGGCUGGACAAUCUGGCCACAAAUUUCGAGAAUCUUUCCAUGGAAGAAGGAGAGACCAUUGCAAGCUACAACAGUCGGUUGAGCGCUAUUGCACAAGAAGCUGAUAUCAUGGGAAAACGGUACAAGGACAAGAAGCUGGUGAAGAAAUUCCUUAGGAGCAUUAAAGACAAGUUCCAACCACAUAGAUCUGCUAUCGAUGUCUCUUUGAACUCAGAUGAGUUGAAGUUCAGUCAGGUUGUUGGGAUGAUGCAGUCGUUUGAGAUGCAACUUAAGAAAAAAGAACAUGGCGCUGAACGAUCAUUUGCUCUAAAGGCUGUUGAAGCUCCGAAGGAUGUUGAGACACAAGAUGCUGUAGAUGAAGAGAAAGUUGGAUCACUUGUUAGGAAAUUCUUCAAAAAAAUGGAGCGUGGUCAGAACAGAGGAUCCUUAUCUACAGUCAGAAGAUACGGACAUCUCAAAGCAGAGUGUCCUAACUACAAACGGAGAGGAUUGAUGCAGUGCUAUGGUUGCAAGGGAUAUGGUCACUCCAAGGCUGAAUGCCCUACUAAGGAGAGUAGAUCAAAGUCAUUUGUAGUAUGGAGUGAUAAUGACUCUGAUGAUAACGAGCAAAAUGGUGAAAUUCUCAACAACUAUGUGGCUCUGCUAGGAGUCAUUGAGGAGGACGAAGUGGUGGAACAGGUUGAAAAGGAUCAAUCAGCUAUUGUGUCAGAUUCUGAAGAUGACGAGAAAACUAAGGAGUAUGAUGUGCUGCUAGCGGAAAAAACAGAUUUGCUGGCAAAAUUCAACUUGCUGUCAUCAGAUCUUGAAGAGGAAAGAGCUAAGUCCCAGGGUUUGGAAAACCAACUGGAAGAGCAGCUCAAAAAUAUCAGAAUGCUGAGCAAAGGAACAAAGGAUCUUGACACUAUUUUGAGUAGUGGGAGGAUGGGUAAUGCUAAGUGGGGGCUUGGGUAUCAAGGUGCUGAUGCCUCAACGUCCAAAAAGUUUUUCAAGGGCCUUGAUCAAGAGAAUAAAGAAGCUACACUCAUCCAAUCAAAGACACAAGCGACAGUUCCUAUCAAAACCGACUCUCAUCAAGUCAGAAAAUUUAAUCCUCAAAGAAGAUUUCAGGCUGCCUAUCAAGCACCAUUCAGAGUUGUGCCAGUGAAUCAGUCAUUUGAUCCAUAUGGUUUGACUCCGAGUCACUACUCAACAAGUCAGGCAUUUGGACCAGCUUAUCAAGUUUCACGAAGUCGGAAGAAUGGGUGUUGGUAUUGUGGGAAUCUAACUCACUUUAAAGCACAAUGCUUUGAGUACAACAACCGCAUGUCAAGGACUACUCAACAUGUGACUUAUCCUAGAGAUAUGAGACCACUCAACAAGCCGCUGUUUGUUAAGAGGAGUGGUUUGUACUGCAAUGUAGCACAAGCUGAAGGUAAGUUUGGUUCGGAUCAAAAGAAGUGGUACUUUGAUAGCGGCUGUUCAAGACACAUGACUGGGCCUCAUACCAAUCUGUUAGAAUUUGAAAAUGUAUCUACUAGUUGGGUUACCUUCGGUGAUGGAGCAAAAGGUGAAAUCAAAGGAAAAGGAGUUACUGGUGGGAGUACACAACCUAGUGUAAGGGAUGUGUUUUUGGUUGAUGGUUUAAAGGCAAAUCUCAUUACUGUCAGUCAACUGUGUGAUGAAGGCCUGGAUGUCACUUUUACUAAACGGGAUUGCAAAGCUGUUGAUCAACAAGGAUCUAUAAAACUCGAAGGUAAGAGAUCGGGUAAUAACUGCUAUAUGUGGAAGUCAACAACUCAUUUCUUUCAUGCGUCCACUAGGACCGACACUGAGGUGUGGCAUCAGAAGCUUGGUCACCUGAACAUACGCACCAUGCAAAGACUCGCACAUCAAGACAUUGUUCGAGGAAUACCUAAACUUCAGACAGAUCAAUCGUUUGUGUGUGGACCAUGCAACAAAGGAAAACAGGUGAAGGUGUCACAUAAGGCAGUUCCUGAUGUGCGUACUGAACGUAUUUUGGAUUUGGUACACAUGGAUCUUAUGGGUCCAAUUCGUGUCAAUAGCCUGUCAGGAAAACGAUUAAUUUUCGUUCUAGUCGAUGACUUCUCUCGCUACACAUGGGUACGUUUCCUUAGGGAAAAAUCAGAUACACUUGAGUGUUUUCGCAUCUUAGCCCUUCAUAUCAAAGGUGAGAAGUGGGCUAUCAAGGCGAUACACAAUGAUCGUGGUGGUGAGUUUGUCAAUGAGCAGUUUAGUUAG